This is a messenger RNA of Dioszegia hungarica, 489 nucleotides long. RefSeq names its product multi protein-bridging factor 1. NCBI's taxonomy places the organism in Eukaryota, Fungi, Basidiomycota, Tremellomycetes, Tremellales, Bulleribasidiaceae. Gene Ontology annotation, cellular component: nucleus. The transcript has 4 exons. Gene Ontology annotation, molecular function: DNA binding. The record is from RefSeq and is a predicted model, not a curated record. The coding region runs from base 1 to 489 and encodes 162 amino acids.
AUGCUGACAUCUCCAGUCGCUCAGCGAUCCGGAGCUGCGAUCGAUACCUCUAAAACUCAGGCUGGUCAAUCGAAAGGCCCGGCCGACCACGGAAGAAUAGCAAAGCUGGACCGGGAUGAUGCUCCCAAGCCACCAGAGAAGAUCGAUGGAGCCUUGGGGAGGGGGACUGCUGGAAGUCAGAGAAGCGUGGAAGCUGGGGGCGGAGGAGACGGCUCGUUUAUCUCUUCAGGAAUCGGAGCUGAUCAGAACAGCGUCGGCAAGGCUCUCGCACAGGCUCGGGCUGCCAAGCUCAAGCCGGACGGAAAGAGCAUGACGCAGAAGGAGUUGGCUACCGCUGUCAACGCAAAGCCCCAGGAUAUUGCGGAUAUUGAGACUGCUCGUGCUGUACCAAACCAGCAGCUCUUGGGCAAGCUGGAGAGGAUUGUCGGUGUCAAGCUGAGAGGUGCGGCCUCGCUCAUCGGGACACCGCUUGGUGGACCCAAGAAGUAA